CUUCACGGUCGGUUCUCGUCUUUUUCUCUCUCCAGUGUUGUGAAGCAGAGAAGGAGCCGCGGUGUCGGUGUUUACCUGCCUGUCAGGAUUCGGGAAUAACAUUACCGGGCUAAUAUCCAGGAUUAUUUUCUUAUUCCGACCGGCAGACUGUUAAAGAUCUCCUCCCCGGAGCGGUGAUGGAUGUGAGCGGGGCGGCGUGGACCGGAGAGGGGGAUUUAAAUUUCUCUUUCGUCCCAACGGCUUCUUCUGAAUUGAAGUAGUUACCGAACACCGGAGCAGAACCGGACCGUGUGCUUCUGUACGAGCGAAAUAAAAGCUGUUUUAGUUGGUAGAGCAGCAGACGUUACUUUACUUUGGUUUUCUUCGUGUUAGUGAUAGUUUUUGGGGAGUUUUUGUUUGUUUCCCCCGGAGAGAGGUGAGGCGGCGGACUGAGAGCGGCUCACGGAGUCGGGACUGACCGCUGGAGGUAGUCCUGAAAAUGGAGGCUGUUAUCGAGAAGGAAUGCAGCGCGCUCGGAGGACUCUUCCAAACUGUUAUCGGAGACAUGAAAAGCAGCUACCCAAUUUGGGAGGACUUUAUCAACAAGGCCGGCAAACUACAGUCGCAGCUCAGGGCGACAGUGGUUGCUGUGGCUGCCUUCCUGGAUGCCUUUCAGAAGGUGGCUGACCUGGCUACCAACUCCAGAGGAGGCACCAGAGAUAUCGGAUCAGCAUUGACCAGGAUGUGUUUGAGACAUCGCAGCAUAGAGGCUAAACUCAAACACUUCUCCAUGGGCUUCAUGGAGGGUCUGAUCAACCCUCUACAAGAGCAGAUGGAGGACUGGAAAAGAGGAGUUCAUACUCUGGACAAGGACCAUGCAAAAGAGUAUAAAAGAGCUCGGCAGGAAAUUAAGAAGAAGUCCUCGGACACGCUGAAACUCCAGAAGAAAGCCAAGAAAGCUGAUAAUCUGGGCCGUGGUGACAUCCAACCCCAGCUGGACAGCGCCAUGCAGGACGUCAGUGAUAAAUACAUCCUGCUGGAGGAGACGGAGAAGCAGGCCCUGAGGAGGGCUCUGAUAGAGGAGAGACAGAGGUUCUGCUGGUUUGUGGCCAUGCUGAGGCCUGUAGUGGAUGAGGAGAUUUCUAUGUUGGGAGAAGUUACCCAUCUCCAGGCCAUCUCUGAUGACCUCAAAGCUUUGACCUCUGACCCCCACAAGCUUCCUCCUGCUAGUGAACAGGUGAUCAUGGAUCUGAAGGGCUCAGACUACGGCUGGUCCUAUCAGACGCCACCCUCAUCACCCAGUACCACCAUGUCCAGGAAGUCCAGCAUGUGCAGUAGUCUGAACAGCGUUAACAGUAGUGACUCCAGGGGAUCCAGUGGCUCUCACUCUCAUUCUCCUUCCUCCUCUUCUUCCUCCUCUUCCUCAAACCACCUCUUCCACCACCACCAUCACCCCCGCCAUCGAUUCCGCAGCUCCACGCUCCCCCAGCAGGCCCCGGCUCGGCUCUCCAGCAUCUCCUCCCACGACUCGGGCUUUAUUUCUUCAUCACAAGACCAAUACACAUCGUCCAAGUCGUCCUCGCCGAUGACAGCUGAGACAAAGCCUUGUCCCAGUUCCAGCAGCUCUGAGAUGUCAGAGACUUUGCAGCUUCACAGUGACUACAGCUCCCCCUCUUCUCUAGCUGCUGCUACUGCAACUCCGCACACUUCUGACAAGUUGUCCAAUGGUUUUGACCACUACAGCCCUGCCAGCUCCCCCUACCUGCACAGCAACGGGGGCAGUUUGGGCUCAGGUUCAGGCACGGCCUUCCCCUUCUUCCCUCCUUCCUCCUCAUCCUCCACCUCCUCUUCCUGCCCCACCCGCUCAUGGUCUCGUCCUGCCUCGGCCCUGCUUCCAGACUACCCUCACUACUGCACCAUGGGCUCCACCAUGGUGCCGUCAUCACGAGUCCCCAGCUGGAAGGACUGGGCAAAGCCUGGACCUUAUGACCAACCUGUGGUCAACACACUGAGGAGGAAGAAAGACAAGGAGACUCCGGUGGUGGUAGACAGUAAUGGGAAUAUGAACAGUGACAGCAUCCCUCCGUCAGUCCAGACCUCACUGUCGACUUCAACUCCAGCUCCAGCUGUAAUACAAACAGCAAACCAGUUGGCAUCAUUGGAAGACAAGAACAGAAUUGUGCCUGCGCCUCUCAAGGCUGGUGAUAUUGAGGCCCAUGAUGAACUGGCUCUGGCUCUAUCUAGAGGUCUGGAGCUGGACACCCAGAGGUCCAGCCGAGACUCCAUCCAGUGCUCCAGCGGCUACAGCACUCAGACCAACACGCCCUGCUGCUCUGAAGACACUAUACCAUCACAAGUAUCAGACUACGACUAUUUCUCCAUGGCUGGAGACCAGGAUUCUGAUCAGCAGCAGUCUGACUUUGAUAAAUCCUCCACCAUCCCCAGAAAUAGCGACAUCAGUCAGUCGUACAGACGCAUGUUUCAGACCAAACGCCCAGCCUCCACCGCCGGCCUGCCCAGCACUCAGGCUCCGUACCCUGCACAGGGGAGCUACCAUGUGGGGCCUUACCCCUCCACACCCAUCCACACUGGAGGUUAUCCAUCUAGUCCAGCUGGGGCUUAUCCUCCCACUCCUGCAGGUCAUGGUCCGGUCAUCGUCACCCCUGGAGUCGCCACAAUCCGUCGCACCCCGUCCUCCAAACCCUCAGCCCGUCGCUCAGGCUCUGUUGGUGGCACCGGUCCGAUUCCUAUCCGCACUCCUGUGGUGCCGGUAAAAAUCCCCACGGUGCCCGACAUGUCAGGCACAGUUAACGGCAGCAGGGGCUCAGAGGAGAUGGGAGCGGAAAGCCCGGAUUCUCCGACGUUUGCAGGAUCGGAGGAUGUCGGAUCGCUGCCGGUGGCGUCCUGGAGCGGUCAGGCUUCAACCAACCCUCCCACCGCGGCCAACCAGCCGCCUCAGCAGCAGCAGCAGCUUCAGAGCGACGCCGAAGAGGAAGCGGCAGAACAGGAAGGAGGGAACAUGCUGGUGGCCAUCCGGAAGGGCGUGAAGCUCAAGAGAACCCUCACCAACGACCGCUCAGCACCGCGAAUCGCAUGAUGAAACCGCCAGAACACGCCGAGGUCACGAGAAGCACGUGACCUGCUGUCAUAGCAACGGGGCUCCUCCUCUUCGCCGUAUUUGUAAAUUAGGUCAAAAGCUUUAGAAAAAACAUGUUGCUGGUAGAAGUGCAAUGUGCAAAAUGAACAGGCUUCUCAUGCUAGUAGGAGACAUCAGCUGAACCCCCAUCACAUGCAGCGUUUCUACGUUUUCACCCGUGAGAAUCUCAUUUACAAAUACUCAAAAAAGGCAACUUGUAGAUUGUUCACCACAUUUCUAAUUAGGCUUAUGAUGCCUGGACUUAUGUAAAGCCAGGUUCAUUAAAUGUGGGUUUCUAGUGGGAUCAAAGGCCCAGUUGUAUAAUCCUUGUAUAAGUUGAGUAGCUGUACAAGCUUGUAUUUAAGGAUUCUGGAGAUGCUUUGACAAAUGUGGACCUACACUGACAAUGAAGAACAUCAGGAUGUGUUUGUGUUCAUGAAUGACGAGCAGCAUCACAUCACGUUAUGUUUAUUUCUUUUAAAGGACCGUAAAGAUGUGCUUCACACAAACAUGAGUCCAGUUUUCUCCAUCGAUUUCAUGUGCACAUUCAGUGCGUUGUUCCAUCGUGUGAAGCGCUCUGACUGCCUGGAGGACGUUUGUUUUAACCACUGCAAGCAGUAGCAGCAUCCAGAGGGGAAUAUUCAGCUGCAGUGGGAGGUUCUGGCUCCUAUGGCAGGAUUUCACUGCACCAUUUGGCAACUCCUGAACUGCUUAUUUGGAAAGUUGCCUGGUUAGGCGCUGCGUCGACAGCUGCCGAGACUUAAAUACAGCAGAGUCAGUCCAACACUUGUGACUUCCUGUUGCUGCCAGAGUUUGACCUUCGUCUCAGAAAACAACAGUGUGACCCGACUGUCGCAUGGCUGACGCUGUGACAUCAAGAGACGCUACCAGUUUCGUCCUGUUUUUGCUUUAUUUGUUUCAAUAUCCACACGAUCUGUAAAUAAUUUUGCACGAGGAGUGUCUCUGUAUCUGUCCAUGUUCUUCCUGCUCCUCCACGGUGCCAAAAUCGUUCAGUUUCCAAUCUUUAAAUAUGAUAUAAUGAUCAUCAUCACAGCCCAUCGCCUGGAGAUGUGAAGUGUUUUUUUUUGUUUUUUUUUACUCGACUCAUUUAAUCUGAAAUCUCUACAUGCUGAGCUUGUAGAACUUCUCAGUUGUUCGUCUUAACAUGAGUCGUCUCAUUAUAUUAGCCGUGUAACAGCCUGCUGCGCAUUGACCGCCCAUAGCAUCACUAGCAAAUGUGCCACGUCGGAACACACGUCAAAAUUAUAUAAAUAUAUAUUAUUCAACAUUUUAUUGAAGCUAAUGAGGCAAAAAUAAUUUUGGUGUUUAGAAAGUUCUAGCUAUAAUUUGUAACACCUUGUUGUUUGAUCUUCUGUCUAGUUGCUGUUAUGUUGAGUUGUUUCUUUUUAACGCAUGCAGCCGGUGCGCUCAGAUGAUCAAUUUGAUUUUUACAUCCAUCACUUCAGUUUUAUUUUUUGUUUUAGUAUCAAAGGUGACAGAUUUUGUGACCUUACAAACUAGAAAAUCGCAUAAAAAUCCACAUAUAACUUAAGGAAAAUGUUGUUAAUGGUACAUUUUAAUUAUUUUUUUUUAUUCUGGACAGUAGGGUGUUUUGAGGCUCAUCCUUUAGACCAUAAGCUACAUAGGCUGCUUAGUCUGUAUUUGAUUUGCAUUUCAGUUGAAGCACUGUGAGACCGUGGCUACUACAAGACGCGUGAAACUGUAAAUAUUAUUUAGCUCCACAGGUUAGUCCAGAAACACACACUUUUAAUUUAUUUUCUUCCUCCGUCUUUAAACCUCUUCUUGUUUCUCAGCCUCUCUCUCUAUUUUUAUACUUACAGCAGAAUUAUCAGUGUACCAGUUGUUUCCUCUCCGUGCAUGUUCUAUCUGAGGAUGCGUUCAGUGACGUCCCGUAUUUCACACACUCGCGUACGUUGCGUUUAAAUAUUCACAUGAAUCCAUUCUGGUACAGAGCACGCUGUUAAAACUAGUUUGUGUCAGUAUUAUGAGUCCAGGUUUUGGGAUUAUUCAGAGCGGCAACUACUUCAGUCAAGAUUUCUUUCUGAAUGAAUACACCUAAAUCUCUUCAUUAUUGAUUAAAGUCAUGAUUGCUUUCUGGGCGUUCAUCUAUUUUGGGUGAAAACGCCAAAUAUUCCCUGAUUAAAUUUUAUAUGCGUCUGUACUUUUUUUUUUCCGUCCACGCAUCUAAAACUUGUAUUAUCAACCCAUAAUUCCCAUAUUUAAAUUGCUAGCAUAAAUAUAUAUUAUAUAUUGCCAAAUGUCAGUACAUACUAUGAAUAAGAAGUUUAUAGUUUGUGAAAGCCUAUUUCUAGUUUAGUUUUUAGCUUAUUUCCCCCCCGAGGAGAGUUGAGCUCUCUGUGUGUCCUUGUGUAGUUCAGGAUAUGAUGCAGGAGGUUAAAGGUUAAUAUUUUUUGUGUUAUGAAACUAUAGCAAUAUAAUAAAAAAAUAUUAAGUUUG
Acanthochromis polyacanthus (spiny chromis) is the source of this 5593-nucleotide messenger RNA. Its product is annotated as MTSS I-BAR domain containing 1. The record is from RefSeq and is a predicted model, not a curated record. Gene Ontology annotation, molecular function: actin binding; phospholipid binding. Gene Ontology annotation, biological process: plasma membrane organization; positive regulation of actin filament bundle assembly; adherens junction maintenance. The coding region runs from base 479 to 3076 and encodes 865 amino acids. The transcript has 17 exons. Gene Ontology annotation, cellular component: actin cytoskeleton; cytoplasmic side of plasma membrane. Lineage: Eukaryota; Metazoa; Chordata; Actinopteri; Pomacentridae.